ACAUACAAUAGCCAUUGUAUCCUCACCAACGAGCCCAUUCGUCAGGUAGACGAGAGAAGAGUUGAGUCUCAGCUCUGAAGUUACAGUUUCGAAUAAUAGACGACGACAUCUUAACAACAAGAUGGACAAUCAACUAAACGAAAGUUUUGCUUACCGAUCUGCUGGGAAGCCACCGGUUGUUUGGGGCUUUCCUCCAGGUGCAUCCAUCAUCGACACAGUUCCAGAAGAUAUGCUGGAUAUGAUUCAUCCUCACUGGCGAAAAUUCCCCCCUGUCAAUCCAAUGUGGCACUAUCUGCUUGGACUCCUCUACAUUGUAUUGGGUAUCACCUCCAUCACGGGCAAUUCCUUGGUUCUUCAUCUGUUUAUGAAAACAAAAGAUUUAAGAACACCAGCCAACAUGUUUGUUGUGAAUUUGGCUUUCUCCGACUUGUGCAUGAUGAUCACGCAGUUUCCAAUGUUUGUCCUCAACUGCUUCAACGGUGGAGUUUGGCUUUUUGGGCCAUUCUUGUGUGAAUUAUACGCCUGCACCGGCUCUAUUUUCGGAUUGUGUAGCAUCUGUACAAUGGCUGCCAUCAGUUACGAUCGCUAUAACGUUAUCGUCAAUGGGAUGAACGGAACGCGUAUGACCUACGGUAGAGCGGGUGCAUUUAUUUUAUUCGUCUGGGCUUACGCCAUUGGAUGGAGUAUCACUCCCUUCAUCGGCUGGGGACGAUACAUACCGGAAGGAAUUUUAGAUUCCUGCUCAUUUGAUUAUCUAACUCGGGAUGCGGUGACUGUUUCUUACACUUGCUGCCUCUUCGUUUUUGACUAUUGCAUGCCACUUAUUAUCAUCGUAUUCUGCUAUUACCACAUUGUUGGAGCUAUCAUCCACCAUGAAAAGGCUUUGCGUGAGCAAGCAAAGAAAAUGAAUGUAACAUCGCUUCGUUCAAAUGCCGACCAGAAUGCUCAGAGUGCUGAAAUUCGUGUCGCAAAAGUUGCUAUGGCCAACAUCGCUCUUUGGGUGGCUAUGUGGACUCCCUACGCUACCAUUUGUUUGCAAGGAGCUGUUGGAAAUCAAGACAAGAUCACACCGUUGGUUACUAUUUUGCCAGCAUUGAUUGCUAAAAGUGCUUCAAUAGCUAAUCCGAUUGUCUACGCCAUCUCGCAUCCGAAGUAUCGCCUGGCUUUGCAAACCGCUCUUCCGUGGUUUUGCAUCAACGAGAAAGCUCCCCCCGGUGGAGAAACGCAGUCGCAAACCUCUGCCUGUACUGCUAGUACCAGCUAGAUGAGAUCAAAUGUGGAUUGCCCUUCUUGCCUAAAGCUAACGAUCGAAACAAAGAAUUUACUUUAAGCGAAAUUACUCAUUCUUAUGUACCUACGUGUUACAGUCUAGCGGUGUAAUCCCUUAAUGGACAGAAUUAGUGUGCUUUACUAGUUGAGUUUACGUGGACGACGAAAAAUUUUCUUCCGUUUACCUAGUGAACUGAACUUGUUAAAUUGUUGACAUACCAAACGAAAAAAGUAGCUAUUUUGCAGCGUAACGAAAAAAGCUUGCUUGUAAGUAAUUCUUUAUAUAUUAUUAGUUUAAGUGAAUCAAUUUUCGGUAUGAUGUAUGCAACAAUAUGACCUUAAUUUGUGACCUAAUUCGAUUUUAUGAUUAUAUGGAAGGUAGUGAUUCUUAUAU
Molecule: messenger RNA, 1663 nt
Organism: Daphnia carinata
Lineage: Eukaryota; Metazoa; Arthropoda; Branchiopoda; Diplostraca; Daphniidae
Product: compound eye opsin BCRH2-like
Exons: 6
Coding region: 122-1264 (380 amino acids)
Biological process (GO): G protein-coupled receptor signaling pathway; visual perception
Cellular component (GO): membrane
Molecular function (GO): G protein-coupled receptor activity
Source: RefSeq, a predicted model, not a curated record